AUGUGGUUCAGUGUAGCGAUAAUUUGUGUCGGGUUCGUGCUGUUUAUAUUUAAAUAUGUCUUCAGCGGCUCCGGGCCCAAUCCCUUCGAGGUGGACACUCGUGAACCGUUGAAGAAGAUGGUUCACGAUCGGAAAGAGAAGAAUAAAGUUCUGAAGCAAGGUUUCCUGGCCAGUAAAGUACCCAAAGACCUGGAUGCCAUCAUCAUUGGCAGUGGGGUCGGUGGACUCGGGCUCGCUGUGUUGCUGGCCAGAGUUGGAAAGAAAGUCUUGGUUCUGGAGCAGCACGAUCGGGCUGGUGGAUGCUGCCACACGUUCACGGAGAAGGGCUUCGAGUUUGACGUCGGGAUCCACUACAUCGGUGACCUGCUACCACACAAGCCGUUCCGCUGCAUGUUGGACCAAAUAACCAACGGGCAGCUGCAGUGGGAGCCUCUGGACAAUCCCUUCGACCACGUAGUGCUUGGACCUCCAGAAAACCGGCGCCAUUAUCCCAUCUACAGCGGCAGGAACCGCUUCCCCGAGGAGCUGAAGAAGUGCUUCCCUGGAGAGGAGAAGGCCGUCGAUGAAUACAUGAGGCUGGUCAAGAAAGUAGGACGGGGUGUUUGGUUCCUCGCUCUGCUGAAGCUCCUGCCCGCCCCAGUGGCCAAGUUCCUGGUCUACAUCGGCCUCGCCAAACGUCUGUCCUUCUUCUUCCAAAUGGCGCCCUGCAGCCUGACAGAAGUGGUCAAUGGGCUGACGGAGAACAAGGACCUGAGGGCCGUGCUCACCUACAUCUUUGGCACCUAUGGUAACGCGCCAAAUGAUGCCAGUUUUGCCAUGCACAGCCUGCUGGUCACUCACUACCUGAAUGGUGCCUGGUACCCGAAAGGCGGCGCCAGUGAAAUUGCUUAUCACAUGAUCCCCAUCAUCGAGAAGGCGGGCGGUGCCGUUCUAGUCCGAGCCCCGGUCCACCGCAUCUUGUUCAACGACGCCAACGAGGCUUACGGUGUGAGUGUCAUGAAAGGGCAAGAGGAAAUACAGGUCCGUGCCCCUAUUGUCAUCUCGAACGCCGGAAUCUUCAACACCUACCAGAAGCUGCUGCCCAAAGACCUCCAGGCCAUGCCGGCUAUCCAGAAGCAGCUGAGUAUGAUGAAGAACGGCGCAGGCGGCCUGAGCAUCUUUGUGGGUCUGAACGGGACGAAGGAGGAGCUGGGCCUGGGAGCCAACAACUACUACAUCUUCACCGAGAACAAUUUCGAUGAUCUGGUUGAGAAGUACAUGAACGGAAAGAGGGAAGAUUCUGCUAAAAGCGUACCUCUCCUGUUCGUCGGCUCCCCGUCAGCUAAAGAUCCGACCUGGGAGGAAAGAUCACCAGGCAAGUCCACCAUGAGUCUGGUCAGCUUCGCCAACUACGAGUGGUUUGAGGAGUGGAAAGAUGACAAAGUGAACAACAGAGGGGCAGAAUACAAAGAGCUCAAACAGGCUUUCAUUGACAAUAUUCUGGAGGUUGUUAUGGAUGUCUUCCCGAAAGUAACCAGAGACAAGAUUGAGUUCAUUGACGCUGGAACCCCCAUCACAAACACACAUUACAUCGGAGCACCUAAAGGGGAAAUCUACGGAGCGGAUCACGGCAUCGCCCGCUUCAACCCCGAACUCCACGCCACAGUGAGACCUCAGACUCCACUGAAGAACCUCUAUCUGACGGGUCAGGACGUGUUCCUGUGCGGCUUCGCUGGCGCUCUCGCCGGAGCUCUCACCUGCGGCUCGGUCCUUCUCAAUCGCAACCUGCAUUUGGACGCCAUUGCCCUGGCAAAGAAAACUAACUAUGUUAAUGCAAAACUAAAGGGAGAGUAAAUGCAUGGCAACAUUCAGCUGAGUGACAGUUAUAUACUGUAAUUAAUCACUACUAUCAUCUCAACAAUGACACACAGACUUCAUCAAACGAAAGGCCUGAUAUUUUAAUCCCAAUGAGGAAACUUCUCUUUCACACUACACACGAAACAGUAAAUAGAUGCAGGUCGCAGAAUGCAUUCACACCGCUCUAAGCGUUUACCUUCGCCUCUGUACUUUUAAAAUAUGCACUAAUAGUAAUGGUAAUACCUCAGUUUUAUGAGUAAUGUAAGACGUGGGAUGUCCUACUUCUGAGUCACGAUGCUGUUGAGUUUUCAACAGUCAGCCGGCACUAAUCAAAACAAAUUAUGACCUCAACUGUUCGCAGAUGCUUUUAUAUAAACCGUUCACCAUGUUGAAACUCAUCAUGCAGCUUGUGUGCUAUGUCAUUCCAAAAUGCCUUUUUUGUGUAACUCUGUGCCUGUGUGGUGUGCAGUUUGUAACAAAGGUUGCUCCCUUUUUUUGAUAAUAAAGGGUACUAGUGAUGAA
Molecule: messenger RNA, 2358 nt
Organism: Acanthopagrus latus (yellowfin seabream)
Lineage: Eukaryota; Metazoa; Chordata; Actinopteri; Spariformes; Sparidae
Gene: retsat
Product: retinol saturase (all-trans-retinol 13,14-reductase)
Exons: 11
Coding region: 1-1833 (610 amino acids)
Molecular function (GO): all-trans-retinol 13,14-reductase activity
Source: RefSeq, a predicted model, not a curated record